This is a messenger RNA of Schistocerca americana (American grasshopper), 1785 nucleotides long. RefSeq lists its product as uncharacterized. The transcript has 2 exons. NCBI's taxonomy places the organism in Eukaryota, Metazoa, Arthropoda, Insecta, Orthoptera, Acrididae. The coding region runs from base 1 to 1785 and encodes 594 amino acids. The record is from RefSeq and is a predicted model, not a curated record.
AUGUCGGAGGGUGAGGACGUGCGAUUCCGUGCUCGUGAGUCUGGUGCUCAUGUACCAGGAACACCUGUGCCGGCCGGCCGCGGUUUGACGGGGCUUGCUCCGUCGACCGCCCCGCCAUCAGCCGGCACGUCUACGACGGCCCGACACGGCGCGAGGGGAAGUGUUAGUACCCUCGCGUCGGAGAUGAAUAUGGACCACGAUAUGGACUUCACACCGGCUCUACCUGAUGAGGACGAACCCGCCGAGACUCCUGUAGCCUCGAAAGACGCGAAGAACCAUCGACGAGGAGACCGUAGCCACUCAACAGACGGCCGAGAAGACCACGGCAGCACAGCUGAAGCUGACUUCCAGAUUCCGCCACGUAAGAAGCAGGCGCGCCACCAGCAGCUCAUACUGGCCCGAGAACUGAAUGUGACCAACAGGUAUGAGCCCCUACAAGGGACGGGGGUGUCACUGGAUGCCGCAAACGACAACUUAGUUGAAAAACAGAGGCAAAGAGACGAAGAACAGCGGCGGCAAAACACGCCCGCAGAUACUGGGAACGACGAUGACAUGGAAGCAGACGCUCAACCACCACCACCUGCAGGACCGAAGCGGAUUCCACCAAUAACUUUGCGAUAUAAGGAGUCCUACAAGAAGCUGCACACGUGGGUCAAGACUAACUGCAAGGCGGCCUUUACAGUGAGACAGACGGGCGGUGAGACGCUGAAGCUGCUCUUAAACACCACUGAGGAUUAUGUCAACGUCGUGGGAAAGCUUGGGGAGGAAGGGAUUCCCAUGUACACGACGCCAGCGGUCCGUCCGCCAACCAUAAAAAUACUGAUCAAGGGAGUACCAACGACUGUGACGCACUCAGAGCUCAAAGAGGAGUUAGAAGAUCUUGGAUAUGUUGCUACACUCACAGAACAUCACAAGAUGCCGGGUACCAAUCAACUGACUGGACACCGAGUUGUGAUAUUACCGGACACGCCAGAACAUCGAGGCAUAUUUCAGCUCACCCGAAUCUAUGACUUAUCGGUGAAAGUUGAGCGACUGAGAAGAUCACGCGGCCAUAUUCAGUGUUAUCGAUGCCAAGGAUUCAACCAUGUCGCCCGCUCUUGCACCAUGCCACCAGUGUGCGUCAAAUGCGGCGCGGGACUUGACAGCAGCGAAUGUACAAGGUCAAGAGAAGAGGCGCCGACGUGCGGGCUCUGUGGCGGGGCUCAUCCCGCUAAUUACAGAACGUGCCCCAAGCACAAGCAGGCAAGUCGCAGAUACAGAGGACUACCACCAAUGAAGAAGCCAUCUACGCGCUGGCAACGACCGCCGCCGCCUCCACCACCGCCGACCGUGGACCCGAGCAGUUGGCCCACGCCGAUGCAGCACCGCGCCAACAGGCUGCGCGCAGAGCUCACGGCAGCGGAAGCUCUGAAACAGGGCCUCCAGCCGCAUACGUCUACGUCAAUUCCGACGUCACAGCGCCUAACUGUGCCGCCAGCCUAUGGAACACAGCCGGCAAAUGCACCCAGACAGCCGUCACCACCACCACCGAGGACGGAACAGCCCGAUAUACAGGAUGUAUAUCAGACCAAUAAUGGACCAUGCCAGCGAGGUAUGGGGCCAAGACGCACAUUCAAAGACUACAAUCACUGCAGAACAAAAUCCUACGACGAGUUUUCCACGUUCACUCACAGUUUCCACAUCGAUUUCUCCAAGACGCGGCGGAUGAAAAAGAGGUACUACGACGACACAAGGACCAAGCAAGAAGAUUCUACGACCGCGCACACGACGCCGACAACCCACUAA